AUGGAACUAAAUUUGUCAAACACCUGCAAUGAAACAGACGCCUGGAUAUGGCUGUCAUCUUUCCAGCCUCCGUUUCUGGCUCUUAUCAGCAUCCUGGGAGUGCUGGGCAACAGUGUGGUCCUCUGCGUGUUCUGCCUCCAGAGGAAGCCGUGCAGCGUAGCUGAUGUGUAUCUGGGCAACCUGGCAGCUGCAGACCUCAUUAUGGUCCUGUGUUUGCCCUUCUGGACGGUGACCAUAGCCCAAGGCUAUCAAUGGAACUUCGGUCAGCUGCUUUGCAAGGUAAUCUGCACCAUCAUCUCGAUGAACUACUACUGCAGCAUACUCUUCCUGCUGCUGGUCAGCGUGGACCGCUACCUCGCCUUGGCCAAACCCCUGAAGCCCAGUAGGCUGAGAUCCCCCCGAUGGGCCAAGCGUAUAUGUGUUGUGAUUUGGACGGUGGGGUUCAUGCUCAGCCUCCCAACUCUGCUCUUCCGAAGAGUAGGUUCAUUUCCAGACAUUGGGGUGGAUGCCUGUUAUCUAAAAUACCCUCAUCCAGCCUGGAUUCUAAGACGAAACAUCACGACAAACUUAGUUGGAUUCCUGCUUCCGCUGCCAAUCAUUUCCUUUUGCACUUUUCACGUGGUCAGAGCGCUUAAAAACCGCAGCUUUGUGAUUCAACCAAGAGUUCAAACGGAGAGGAAAGCCACUCAGCUGGUUCUGACGGUCCUCGCUGUGUUUCUCCUGUGCUGGACACCCUUUCAGCUGGUGCGUUUCCUAGGAACCCUUGACUACUUCAAGCUCCUUCCUGGGUGUCUCUGGGAGAAUAUAUUGCAAAUAAGCAAUGAGCUGGCUACUUAUUUAGGGUAUAGCAAUAGUGCAAUAAACCCUUUUUUGUAUGUUAUCGUAGGAAGCCACUUCAGGAAGAGAGCUCAAGGAGUUUUUCAAGGUGUUCUUUUGUGUUCUAGACGCAAGAGCAACUCCUCUGUGCACUUAAAUGUUACUGUUAUUAGCAAGUGCAGUGACAGUCCUAAAGAUAACAGAAUAACACCGCUGGCACUGAGAGCUGUAUAUCCACCCAUCAAACCUCAUAUGAUGUGUAGAUCGUUGUGAAGAGACGAAAAAGCUCAGCUGGUAGAGAUCAAGGGUUUGAUUAGACUUUAUUUUGACAGACAUUUUACUGACUAUAAGUAGCUUUGCAAGUACAGAAGGCCAACUUAGUCUACUAACCCUUACCAUGACCUAACAAUGAGAGUUACUUGUAGUUUCAGGGUCACUUAUGGUCUUCAGAAU
Molecule: messenger RNA, 1269 nt
Organism: Carassius auratus (goldfish)
Lineage: Eukaryota; Metazoa; Chordata; Actinopteri; Cypriniformes; Cyprinidae
Product: B2 bradykinin receptor-like
Biological process (GO): smooth muscle contraction; immune response; cell chemotaxis
Cellular component (GO): membrane; external side of plasma membrane
Molecular function (GO): C-C chemokine binding; C-C chemokine receptor activity; bradykinin receptor activity
Source: RefSeq, a predicted model, not a curated record